Molecule: messenger RNA, 464 nt
Organism: Anisakis simplex (herring worm)
Lineage: Eukaryota; Metazoa; Nematoda; Chromadorea; Rhabditida; Anisakidae
Source: the annotation of a GenBank genome assembly
AGCUUCUACCAGCAGGCACAAUAAUUCAAUCGCAACAACUGUCGAACAGCAACUCAGCGCCGACUGGACAGUGUCUGCAAGCAGUGAAUGGUCAGUGGUUCGUGCAAGCGCAGGUACAACACGUGCAAACCAGUGCAGGCACUGUGAUUGCCGUUGUGCCGUCGAACUUCUGCCGUACAACCGCCCAGCAGCAACAGCAGCAAUCAAACAACAACACGGGUACUAUUGUGACGAACAAUGUGCCAACCUCGAUUCUCAGUGCAGUGCCAUCAUCCACGUCGAAUAUAAUCGCAACAAGUCUGAACACCUCACAAGCCUCAUCACAACGUCAUAAUAUGCUUCAUAACGCGAACAACAACACCAUAAGUAUUGCAAAUAAUAAUAGCAAUAUGACAUCCGUGAAUGUGAUCACAUCGCAGUCGAAUCCUCAGCAAACACAUUCUCUAAUGCAACAAUUGUUAUCA